AUGUGUUUGCUAUUCUUGUCAGUGCCAGUUGGUGCUGGCCAGGUGUACGGCUGUGACAGUCCUUGGACAGGAGGUCUCAUCCUUCUGUCCCUGCUGCUCUGCUUACCAGCUAUUUGUUUUCAUGCCACGUUUGGGCUCUGCUGCUGGGUGGUGGAUGGCUUGCUCUGGCCUGCUCCUCAAAGGGAUAUUUACACAAGGCUGUGGGGAUGUAAUAGUGCACUAUCCUCCAGUGCCAUUGGGGGUGUCUUCCUCUGGUUCUGCUGUUUGAUGAUUGCAGCAACCUCAAAUCUGAUGUCUGCAUUUGCAUUACCGGCCUGCACGUGGCCUUUCUGCCUGUCGACUCUCAUCUCUCUCCUCAUUUCCUCUGAGAUUCCAGCAAUCUGCAGACUGCCUCUGUCUGUGGUCUCCUACCCCGAGGUAAAUCUCUGCUACCAGAGACAAUUAAAGAAAGCUCAGCACAGUCAGCAGAAGAGCGGCCAAGAGGAGGCCCCGCUGAAGGAGAGGGAAGGACCAAGUGUCUAUCUGGCUGCAGAGAAGAAGAAUUUGUCCUUAACAUUUACCUUUGUGAGCAUUUAUAUUGUAGGAAUGGAAUGGUGA
Molecule: messenger RNA, 597 nt
Organism: Haplochromis burtoni (Burton's mouthbrooder)
Lineage: Eukaryota; Metazoa; Chordata; Actinopteri; Cichliformes; Cichlidae
Product: urea transporter 1-like
Exons: 5
Coding region: 1-597 (198 amino acids)
Biological process (GO): urea transmembrane transport
Cellular component (GO): membrane
Molecular function (GO): urea transmembrane transporter activity
Source: RefSeq, a predicted model, not a curated record